AUGAAAACUCCUUCUUCAAAUGGAGCUUCUCCGAAUCCCGCAGAAGGAGAAAGGAGAAACAUAAACUCAGAGUUAUGGCACGCUUGUGCUGGGCCACUGAUUUCGUUGCCUCCAGCGGGAAGUCUUGUUGUUUACUUCCCUCAAGGUCACAGCGAGCAAGUCGCAGCUUCAAUGCAGAAGCAGACUGAUUUCAUACCGAGCUACCCGAAUCUUCCUUCCAAGCUCAUCUGCAUGCUCCACAAUGUUACAUUGAAUGCUGAUCCUGAGACGGAUGAGGUCUAUGCUCAGAUGACUCUUCAGCCAGUAAACAAAUAUGACAGAGAUGCACUGCUUGCCUCAGACAUGGGUCUUAAGAUCAACAGACAACCUAAUGAGUUUUUCUGCAAAACCCUCACGGCGAGUGACACAAGCACUCACGGUGGAUUUUCUGUACCCCGAAGAGCAGCUGAGAAAAUCUUUCCUGCUCUGGAUUUCUCCAUGCAACCUCCUUGUCAAGAGCUUGUUGCUAAGGAUAUUCACGACAACACAUGGACUUUCAGACAUAUUUAUCGAGGUCAACCAAAAAGGCAUCUGCUGACUACAGGAUGGAGUGUGUUUGUCAGCACGAAAAGGCUCUUUGCGGGAGACUCUGUUCUUUUUAUAAGAGAUGGAAAAGCGCAACUUAUGUUGGGUAUAAGACGUGCAAAUAGACAACAGCCUGCGCUUUCUUCAUCUGUAAUAUCAAGCGAUAGCAUGCACAUUGGAGUUCUUGCUGCUGCAGCUCAUGCUAAUGCUAAUAACAGUCCUUUCACCAUUUUCUACAAUCCGAGGGCUGCUCCUGCUGAGUUUGUGGUUCCUUUAGCCAAGUAUACCAAAGCUAUGUACGCUCAGGUUUCCCUCGGUAUGCGGUUUAGGAUGAUAUUUGAGACGGAAGAAUGCGGAGUUCGUAGGUAUAUGGGUACAGUUACCGGUAUCAGUGAUCUUGAUCCAGUGAGAUGGAAAAGCUCUCAGUGGCGGAAUCUUCAGAUUGGAUGGGAUGAGUCGGCUGCUGGUGAUAGGCCCAGUCGAGUUUCAGUUUGGGACAUUGAACCGGUUUUAACUCCUUUCUACAUAUGUCCUCCUCCAUUUUUCCGACCUCGGUUUGGUGGACAACCGGGAAUGCCAGAUGAUGAGAAUGACAUGGAGUCUGCGCUGAAGAGAGCAAUGCCAUGGCUUGAUAGUAGCUUAGAGAUGAAAGACUCAUCGAGUACGAUAUUUCCUGGUCUGAGUUUGGUUCAGUGGAUGAAUAUGCAGCAGCAGAACGGCCAGUUACCCGCUGGUGCUGGUGCUGCUGCUGCACAGUCUGGUUUCUUCCCGUCAAUGCUCUCUCCAGCCUCGGCGAUGCACAACAAUCUUGGCGGCGCUGACGAUCCCUCCAAGUUACUGAGCUUUCAGAUGCCGUCAGGAGGGAUUUCCUCAUCAAACCUCCAGUUUAACAAACCGAACCAGCAAGCUCCAAUGUCCCAGUUGCCUCAGCCACCAACUACUUUGUCCCAACAACAGCAGCUGCAGCAAUUGCUGCAUUCCUCUUUGAACCAUCAGCAACAGCAAUCGCAGUCUCAACAACAACAACAACAAUCGCUGCAGCAACAACAUCAACAACCGCUACAGCAACAGAGUCAGCAGCUACAACAGCAACAGAGCCAGCAGCUACAACAGCAACAGCAGCAGCAGCAGCUAAGAACACAGUCAUUGCAAUCUCAUUCGCAUCCACAGCCACAGCCACAACAGUUACAACCACACAAGUUGCAGCAAUUUCAGCUUCCUCAGAAUCAGCUUUAUAAUGGUCAACAAGCAACGCAGCAGCUUCAGGCACAACAAGCGUCUAUGCAUCAUUUGCAACCACAAGUAGUUUCAGGAUCAAUGGCAAGCAGUGUCAACGCGCCUUCUUCUAGCUCCAUUAAUCACAGCUUUCAACAGCAACAACAGUCAACACAGCUUCAACACACACAUCGCCAUUUAGGUGCUAGUACUAGCCAGAGUAGUGUAAUUGAAACCACCAAGGCUUCAUCUAAUAUGAUGUCCAUACCGCCUCAAGACACACAGUUUCCACGACAAGUAGAACAACAGCAGCCUCCUGGUCUUGUCAAGGGACAAAAUCAGCAAACGCCUAUGCAGCAGAAAUCUCAACAACAGAUAUUCCAGCAAAGUCUCUUGGAACAACCGCAUUUACAGUUUCAGCUGCUGCAGAGAUUACAGCAGCAGCAGCAGCAACAGCAACAACAGCAGCAAUUUCUUUCUCCAGGAAGCUCAAGUUUGCAGUCUCAGAUACUGCACCAACAGUUGCAAAGCCAGCAGCUGCAACAGAUGCCUUCUCUCUCACAAGGUCAGCAGCAGUUUCCGUCGUCCUGCACUAACAAUGGUUUAUCGACGUUGCAACCGCCUCAAAUGCUGGUGAGCCGGCCUCAGGACAAACAAAACCAACCGGUUGUUGGAGGGGUCAAAGCUUAUUCAGCCAUCACAGAUGGAGGAGAUGCACCUUCCUCUUCAACCUCGCCUUCCACCAACAACUGCCAGAUCUCUUCCUCAACCUUUCUCAACAGAACGCAAAGCGGGCCAGCAAUCUUGAUACCUGAUCCAUCGGUUGAUAUCUCUGGUAAUCUUGUUCAGGAUCUUUACAGCAAAUCCGACAUGCGGCUAAAACCAGAUCUCGUGAGCCAGCAAAAGUCCAAAGCUAGUUUAACAGAUCAUCAUCAACUAGAAGCAUCCGCCUCUGGAACUUCUUACGGUUUAGAUGGCGGCGACAACAACAGACAACAGAACUUCUUGGCUCCAACCUUUGGCCUUGACAGUGAUUCCAGAAACAGCUUGCUAGGUGGAGCUAAUGUCGAUAAUGGCUUUGUGCCUGACACGUUGCUCUCCAGGGGAUACGACUCCCAGAAAGAUCUCCAGAACAUGCUUUCAAACUAUGGAGGAGUGACAAAUGACAUUGGUACAGAGAUGUCUACUUCAGCUGUAAGAACGCAAUCUUUCGGUAUCCCGAAUGUUCCCGCCAUCUCAAACGAUGUAGCUGUCAACGAUGCUGGAGUUCUUGGUGGCGGAUUGUGGCCAACUCAGGCUCAACGGAUGCGGACUUAUACAAAGGUGCAAAAGCGAGGUUCAGUGGGGAGGUCAAUAGACGUCAACCGUUACAGAGGUUACGAUGAGCUGAGGCAUGAUCUAGCACGCAUGUUUGGGAUUGAAGGACAGCUUGAAGAUCCUCAAACAUCAGACUGGAAACUUGUCUAUGUUGAUCAUGAGAACGACAUCCUUCUCGUUGGUGAUGAUCCAUGGGAGGAAUUCGUAAACUGUGUUCAGAGCAUAAAGAUUCUUUCAUCAGCUGAGGUUCAACAGAUGAGCUUGGACGGAAACUUUGCGGGUGUACCGGUUACUAAUCAAGCAUGCAGCGGCGGGGACAGUGGCAAUGCUUGGAGAGGGCAUUAUGAUGAUAACUCUGCCACCUCGUUUAACCGGUGA
Molecule: messenger RNA, 3474 nt
Organism: Microthlaspi erraticum
Lineage: Eukaryota; Viridiplantae; Streptophyta; Magnoliopsida; Brassicales; Brassicaceae
Source: the annotation of a GenBank genome assembly